AUGAGUGACAUCUACCUCCUGGAGCCACACGCAAAUGGCAAAGUCAUCCUCCACACAACAUACGGCGACAUCUCUAUAGAGCUCUGGCCCAAGGAAGCCCCCAAAGCCUGCAGGAACUUUGUCCAACUCUGUAUGGAGGGAUACUACAACGACACCAUCUUCCAUCGUAUCGUCGCAAACUUCAUUAUCCAGGGUGGAGACCCAGAGGGGACAGGCAUGGGAGGGGAGUCUGUUUAUGAAGGUGGCAAGCCGUUUGCGGACGAGUUUCAUUCUCGUUUGCGGUUUGUCCGCCGUGGAUUGGUGGCGAUGGCGAAUUCGGGCGUGCCGAAUGAUAAUAGGAGCCAGUUUUUUAUUACUUUGGAUGCGACCAUGGAGCUCCAGAACAAGCACACCAUCUUUGGCAAGAUCGCGGGAGAUACAAUCUUCAAUGUGCUCAAGAUUGGAAGCCUGGAAGUGGACGCGGACGAACGACCCCUGUACCCACCCAAGGUUACCAGCUGCACCAUCGUAGUCAACCCCUUCGACGAUAUCAUCCCCAGAAUGUCUCGGCAGGAGCAGGAAGCAUUGCGACUCAAGGAACUGGAAGCACAGAAGAAGCCCGAGAAGCAGAAAAAGCUGAAAAAGAAUGUGGCGCUGUUGUCGUUUGCGGAUGAUGAGCCAGAUAUGACCAUGGACGAGGACAACAGCAACCAGGAGGACACCAAGCGGAAAAAGAAGAUGCUCAGUAGUCACGACCUCCUGGAGGAUGAUCCCACACUCAGUCGGGAUACCGACCACAAACUGGUUUCUGAGAUUCGCGACGGCAACGGCGGCGGCUCUUCUUCGUCAAAGCGGAAGGCGUCAAACGAGGACAAGGGUAAGGAAGGACAGGGACAGGAUCCCAUGGAUGCAGAUGACGAUACCAACGAGAGUCUGAACGCGUUUGAGCAGAGGAUGCGGGAUCAGGUUCGAGAGAAGCUAAAGAAGGCUAGGUUGGCAAAGGAGUCAUCCACGUCGACCUCGGCGAAUGUCGAGUCCAAGACCGAAUCUUCACCAUCAUCGACACCCAACACACCAGCAGCAGCAGCAGUAGUACCUGAGCCGCCAACACCAGCAGAACCAACUCUUUCAGCAGGAGAUAAAGUUCGUCAAGAAAUCCAAAAGCUGGAAGGCGACAUCCGCAAGAUGCACAGCCGAGGCUCAGACAGAGAAGCCGCUGAGGCAGCCAAGAAGAAGCCCAAGAUCUCCCUCUUGCAGUUGGAACGAGAGCAGUACAAGACCCGGGCUGAGAGCAAAGGAGGCGACAGCAGGAAGAAAUCCAAGGCCGCCAUGAAUGCCGAGAAGGAACGGGAGUUGCUCGGCAAAUUGUCGGCAUUCGAGACCAAGGUCUUUGCCAUGGCGCGUGAACCAGAACCCAAUCCGGCACCCAAGAAGAACGACGCCCCUCCCUGCGAGAUCCAUGGUAUCCCGUCUUGCGAGUCAUGUCAGAAUACCAUCGCCACCAAAUCCAAGAAGGCAAAACUGCUGGAAGCGGGUCACAGCGACGACGAACCGGUGCCAGAGGACGAUUCGGACGAUGAUAUCGGGUGGAUGCAACACAAGCUGGUAUUUGAGAAGGAUCUGAAGGGCAAAGAUGUCUCGCUGGCUUCGAAACGGGACGACGCGAACGAGUAUAUUGUCAUUGAUCCACUCAACAAGGCCGCCUCCACUACUGCGGCAUUGGCUGUUGAGAAGCAACGGAAUCUGGAAAAGUUUAAGCGCACACAUCAACAACAGGAUAGCGGAAGGGAUCGGAAACCCUAUAGUGGCAGUGGUGGGGGUGCUUCGUAUGAUCGCUCAUCCAAGGAUUCUUCGUCAUCUUAUCAAAGACGCGACGAGCAGGGCCGAUCUGGGUACAGCCGAGAUACUCGGGAAAGUCGCGAUACCCGAGAUAGCCGUGACAGCCGUGAUGGUGACAGAGGUCAUAGAGACAGCAGAGACAGCAAGGAUAGUCGCAAUCGGCGGGAUCAUCGCGAUAGUAGAGAUAGUAAGGACAGCCGGGAUCGUCGUUGGUGA
This is a messenger RNA of Linnemannia hyalina, 2034 nucleotides long. The record is from the annotation of a GenBank genome assembly. Lineage: Eukaryota; Fungi; Mortierellomycota; Mortierellomycetes; Mortierellales; Mortierellaceae.